Molecule: messenger RNA, 1431 nt
Organism: Melanotaenia boesemani (Boeseman's rainbowfish)
Lineage: Eukaryota; Metazoa; Chordata; Actinopteri; Atheriniformes; Melanotaeniidae
Product: phospholipase A and acyltransferase 3-like
Exons: 6
Coding region: 94-630 (178 amino acids)
Biological process (GO): N-acylphosphatidylethanolamine metabolic process
Cellular component (GO): cytoplasm
Molecular function (GO): glycerophospholipid phospholipase A1 activity; A2-type glycerophospholipase activity
Source: RefSeq, a predicted model, not a curated record
UGGUCUUAAUGUGUCCUGGAACACCUGCAGCUGCUCCAUAAAACCCAGAAAUUCAACUUCUGAAUUCUGUUCAUUUUCAAGUUUAGCUACAUCAUGGGGGCAUUGAUUUCUUGUUUUUUUUCAGAUGACACCAGUUCAGAUUCUACAGAUGGAAGAAACACUGACGUGGAACCAAAGCCCGGGGACCUUAUUGAGUUUGAUCGUGGUUAUUUUAAACACUGGGGUGUGUACGUCGGUCAUGGCAAGAUUAACCAUCUUGUAGUGACUGAAAGAGGUUCAGACUCCAGUGGCGUAACUUUCCCAGGAAAGACGGGCAUUGUGAAGGAAGAACCCCUGGAGAACGUGGCAGGAACCAGUGACUGGAAAGUCAACAACAACCAGGACAAAACAUACAAACCCCGCCCAGUUAAUGACAUUCUUCAGGAGGCCAAAAAAUGGGUUGGAAAACAUGUGGAGUAUGACAUCAAAAACAACAACUGUGAGCACCACGCCACAUAUCUGCGCUAUGGCAAGCGAGUGUCUACACAGGUGCAGAAUGUACAAUUAGCAGCCCUGGGGACAGUUGGAUUUCUUGGAAGUGUAUCUUUGGCAGCUUCAGCAGCAACUCCAAACAGACCCAGUUCUCAUUAAGUGGCUCCUUUUAUUCCAGAUGAAUGUUAAAUACGGUUGUUCUUUAAAUAUAAGUAACAGAGCAAUCUAAAAUAAUCUAAAUCUAAAAUAUAAUAACUUCAAGUUAAUCUCUCUGUUUUUACUGAUUUAGGUUUAAAAGUACAUUUAAAGGGGGUUGGGUUGAUGCCAUAGACUUUUUUCCUCACAAAUUUAAUCAUGGAACAGGUUAGGAUUAGUUAUUCACUCAAUGAAUGAUGCUUAAUAUCUUCUCAUCAUUAAAUCCAUAAGGUAAUAAUGAGAGAAAUAUUUUUCUGUUUCUGAUAAAAUAAUAAAAAUACUGAAUUUUAUUGAUAAUUUUAACAUAAUCUCAGUUGUUAUUUUCCAGUCCCCUUUUCUGUUAACUGAGCUCAUGAGUGGGAUGUCAUCGUGUUUAUUCAGAGCCGUGCACUUGAUCCGUUUGAGAGAAGAUCUGUAAGGACAGCAGCAAAUCUACAGAACUAGAAUAUGUGUAGCUGUAGCUGAAAUUGUUAUAUAUAUGCCUUUCUUCAUCAUUACUACAAUAUUAUUUUACAAAGAAUCAAAUGGUCACUAAUUAUAAGAAACCACUGAUUUAUUGCUGAGUCACUGUUAGCUGAUCAUCUGUUCACUGCUGAAAGGGUUUCUGUUUUCAGCCUUUUUGUUCAUGUUUGAAAUAAAGACUAAAUUGAUGAAAUCCUGUCUUCCUGUCAUUCUGAAGUAAACGCUACAGUAAAAAGAUUUCCUCCCUAUGUAUAAAGAAACCCUUUGUACAACAGUGUCAGCACAAUAAACAACAACAGAGGU